This is a messenger RNA of Arxiozyma heterogenica, 1566 nucleotides long. It is a transcript of the gene CAC2, whose product is annotated as Cac2p. Gene Ontology annotation, cellular component: nucleus; CAF-1 complex. Gene Ontology annotation, molecular function: protein binding. The record is from RefSeq and is a predicted model, not a curated record. Lineage: Eukaryota; Fungi; Ascomycota; Saccharomycetes; Saccharomycetales; Saccharomycetaceae. The coding region runs from base 1 to 1566 and encodes 521 amino acids. Gene Ontology annotation, biological process: DNA replication-dependent chromatin assembly; nucleosome assembly. The transcript has a single exon.
AUGGAAGCAUCUAAUUUGCAGAUAUAUUGGCACGAAUCCCAGCCUGUUUACAGUCUAUGUUUCCCACCGUCGUCUAAAUAUGAUCCGCAAUUGCCCAAAUUGUUUACUUCUGGAGGUGACAACAAGGUUAGAAUCUGGAAUUUAAACACAAUAAAGAGUACUGCAAAUGAGUCAUGUUUUAAGAUCGACACUAUUGACUUCUUGACCUCUUUACAGCAGCAUGAACAAGCCAUCAAUGUCAUUAGAUUCAAUUCAAAGGGCGAUAUCUUAGCUUCCGCCGGUGAUGAUGGACAAAUCCUCUUAUGGAAAAGAAAUUUAGACGGACAGUCAACUGGAGGGACUCCAUUCGAAUUUACCACUGACGAAGAAAAUGAAAAUGAAAAUAAUAAUAAAGAUAAAAAUAAAGAUAAAGAUAACCACAGCAACAACAACAACCAUGUUGACGGAAAGUCUAUAAAAGAAGAGAAUAAAGAAUCCUGGUACGUCUGGAAACGAUUAAGAUUUCAUUCUCAUGCCCCUGAGAUUUAUGAUCUAGUUUGGUCUCCAUGUGAUAAUUAUAUACUUUGUGGAUGUAUGGAUAAUUUUAUUAGAGUAUUCCAAAUACAUACUAACAGCAACAAGGACGACGAUAAUGAUGAUCCUAGAUGUAUUUUUUCUUUAAAAGAACAUAACCAUUAUGUUCAAGGUGUCACAUGGGAUCCACAAAAUAAAUAUAUCUUAUCACAAUCUACUGAUAGGUCCAUCAAUGUAUAUAAAUUAAUAUUUGAUCAUGAAAAUAAACAAUUACUAGAUAUCCAAUUGCAGAACAGGAUAAUCAAAUUGGAUAAAUCUUAUAUGUUCCAUAAUGAGACGUUGCCUUCAUUUUUCAGAAGAUUGACUAUAUCCCCAUGUGGGAAUUUAAUUUUAGUACCAACUGGUAUAUCUAAAAAUAAUAAUGAUAUAACUUCUUCUUUAACAACCAAUACUAGUAUUAUCACCACCGCCACCACUAACAACAACAACAACAACAAUAAUAAUAAUAAUAGCACAGAGGGUGCCAAUUGUGUUUAUAUCUUUGCAAGAUCAACUUUAAAAGAUAAUUUAAAUAAACCAAUAAUGAAAAUUUCAAAUUUGAAAAAACCUGCUUUAAUAAUAUCUUUUAAUCCAAAUUUUUAUAAAAUAGAAUCAACAACCAGAAGUGAGUUUAUUUCAUUACCGUAUAAAUUAAUUUUUGCUAUUGCCACAUCAAAUGAAAUUCUUAUAUAUGAUACAAUAAAGGUCGAACCAUUGGCUAUAAUAGGUAAUUUACACUAUACGCCAAUAACCGAUCUUACAUGGUCACCAGAUGGUAAAUUUUUGAUGAUCUCUUCAACAGAUGGGUUUUGUUCAUAUAUAUCCAUAGAUGCUAACAAUUUAUUUGGUCAACGAUUAAAGAAUGAUGAAAUUAUGAAAUUUAAAAAUGUACCAUCUGUUUCUGUACCAAAUGAUGUUACAAUUGAAAAUAAACCAAAACAUAAUAUUAUUAAUAUUCUACCAGUGAAAAAAAAAAUUAAACCCAAUAAUAAACAAACAAAUCCGACGACAUAA